AUGAUCAAUGAAUUGCCAAUUAACAUACGUUCCAAAAACAUGAUUCUAAUAGGUUUAUGGAUUGACGCAUGUAAACCUGAUAUGAAUAUAUUUUUGCAGCCAUUCAUAAACCAAGCAAACAAUUUAUCUUCAAAUGGAAUUUCAUGGAAAUUAAGCGAUAACGUCACAAUAACCAGUUUGGUAAUGCUAUUACUUUGCUCCGUUGAUUCAAUGGCAAGAUCAGCAAUAUUGAACAUGAAACAGUGCAAUGGCAAAAGCGGAUGCACUUUCUAUGAACAUCCGACAGAAGGUGUUUCAGUGCAGACUAAAAGUGCCAGCCGUAUUCUAUGGAAGUACACAGUCUCUACUGAUAUUCCACUUAAUCGGACAGACGCAUCCAUAAGAAGAGACAUGAUUAUAGUCUGCAAUGCCAAAAAUGGAAAAGAUGUUAAUGGAAUAUGGGAACCUUCCUGUCUCAUGAACUUACAUUAUUUUGAUCUCGGAGAUGGAUUUGAUUCUGAGUACAUGCAUUCUUGCCUUUUAGGUGUUCAACGGCAAUAUAUGGAGAUAUUGUUAACUUCUUUCGGGAAAGAUUAUUAUGUAGGUUCACCCCAAAAAAUGAAUAUUAUCAAUAUGCGUUUAAUGUCUAUUCAAACUCCAAAGUGUAUUACAAGGACGCCGAGGAGCUUAAAAGAUAUUCGGCUAUGGAAAGCCUCUGAGUGGAGAUCAUGGGCAAUCUUGUAUUUGUUAGUUUGUUUGCGUGGUAUAUUAUCGGAAAAAUAUGUAAAUCAUCUGACUUUAUUUGUGUCAGCAUUGAAUAUUCUCUUGCAAAAAUCAAUUAAUUCCAAAAUCCGUGAAAACAUAACAACUCAAGAAAUGAAUGAUGUUUUACCAGGACUUCGUUCGAUAACUCAAGCAUAUGAUUUACCCACAAGAACUUUAUCACCGCAAAGAACAAAUUCCUCUCUAAAUGCAUCAAGGUCAGAGAACUCGCAGGAAAUUAACGAAUUAAGCGUUCCAUCGGAACAUAAUGUAACAAACUCCGACAUUAAUGACCCAAUUGACUAUGACAGAAAUGAGCCACUAAUACCAAUUGAAGCAGUCUCACAGGAUCCUGGACCUUCCAGUUCAAAAAAUGACCAGAAUCCAUCCAUAAUCAAAUCAACUAAACGAAAGAGUCAAAAUAUCACAGUUUCUGGAUCGCAGGACUCCCAAGAAAAUGAUAUAAAUAUCAGUAAUGUUCAAGAUUAA
Molecule: messenger RNA, 1230 nt
Organism: Wasmannia auropunctata (little fire ant)
Lineage: Eukaryota; Metazoa; Arthropoda; Insecta; Hymenoptera; Formicidae
Exons: 5
Coding region: 1-1230 (409 amino acids)
Source: RefSeq, a predicted model, not a curated record